CACUCGCGACUGCUGCCUCCGACCUCGGCGUCUGGCCUCCUCUCUACCUUGCCCACCCUCACUCCACCGCACACGCCCCAACGCGCGCCCAAUGUCCGGCAUCCUCUCCCUGCCGCAGGGCCGCAUCGCGCCGCGCCGUCUCGACCUCGCCGCCUUCUCCUCGCGCCCCGACGCCGACUGCCACGCGGGCGCCGUGCACGCCUAUCUCGGCGUGCCCUUUGCGCAGCCGCCUCUCGGCGCGCUGCGCUGGCGUGCCCCUCAGGGUCCCUCUCCUUCAUGGGAGGGCGUGAGGCAGAGCAGCUUCGCGCCUGACCCUGCGCAGCUCGACGGGCUCGGCACGGCGGCGUGGCCCCAUCGAGAGGGGCUGCGCCACUCGGAAGACUGUCUCUAUCUCAACGUCUGGGUGCCGCAGCGUGUCCCGCACCAAGGAGGCAAGCGUCCCAUUCUCUUCGCCAUCUACGGCGGCUCCUUCGUCUCGGGCGGCGCCAGCAUGGCGAUGCACGACGGCGCGCGCCUCGCACACGAGAGCAACUGCAUCGUCGUCGGCUGCAACUACCGUCUGGGCGUCUUUGGCUUCCUCGGCUCGCGCGCGCUCGCGGCAGAAGCAGAGGGAGCAGGCUGCGGCAACUACGCCAUGCACGACUGCAUCGCCGCGCUGCAGUGGGUGCAGGCCAACGCCGAGUAUCUGGGCGGAGACGGGGAGAACGUGACGCUCUUCGGGCAAAGUGCCGGGAGCAUCAUGCAGCACUACCUCCUCCUCUCGCCUGCCACUCCAGCGGCACUCUUUCAGCGCGUCAUCCUGCAGUCGGGCGUCGUCACGACGGUGAUGCCUCGCACCCUGCCGAGCGUCCAAGCCACGUUCGAUGCGCUCCUGCCCCAAGAUGGGCCCGACGACGACGCCUCGCGCCUCGCAAAGCUGCGCGCCAUGGAUGCCACGCAGCUGCUCCACGCCGCAGCUGCUCUGCCCGCCGCGCGUCCGCGCACAGAGUAUGAAGUCAACGAGGCCGAGGGCCGGCCGCUCGAUCGUGCCGGCUCGCAAGACGUCCGAAUGGCCCCGAGUUCGCUGUGGGGUCCAGUAUGGGACGGCGUGGCCGUGUCGAAGGACUUUGAACGCCUCUCGAAGGCCGUCAUUCCUGCUGCAGGUGAAGCGCGCAAGAAUGGACAAGGAGGCAUCAUGCUGGGCUAUGCCAUCGACGAAGGCACACUCUUUUGUCCGCUCAUUCAAACGAAGGAACAGGUCGACGCUCACAUCGCGCGCUUCAAUCCGACGCUCCAGCCGGCGCUGCGCAAGACGUACGGCGCGGACUCAGUGACGGAUGAGGUGGCAUGGGCCGUUUGUUCCGACUACACAGGAAGCGCACUCUUCCAAGCGCCCGUUCGAGCCGCCAUGGGCGCGCUGGUCUCGAAGCAGGCACCGCCGGCAUACGGCUACGUCUUUGCCCAUGCGCCCAGCAAGGAUCUGCUGCGCUCGUGGGCGAAGAAUUCGUAUGGCUUUGAGCUGCUGGGCAAGAUGUCUGCGCUCCAUUGCGCAGACCUGCCGUAUCUCUGGGGCGGCGACGGCACCGAGAGACACAUUUGGGUGUCGGGCGAUGCGUACGGCGUGGCGUGGGAUGCGCCAGCUGCCACGGAACAGCCUGCGCUCGAUGAGACGCAGCAGGAAGGACGUGGCUUCACGCCUGGUCAGUUUUUGCGAGUUCGCUUGUCCUCGGACCUGGCGCUUGCGGCCACUCUCUCUCUGACCUGCCCCUUCUCUCUCCUCCCCACGCGCAGCUGAGCGACAGCUGAGUCUUCACAUCAUGCGUUGCCUCUCCACCUUUGCGCACGGCGGCUCGCCAUGGACGCCUCUUUCCCACUCCUCCUCCUCCUCCUCGUCGCCCGCCGAUCUCCUCAUCCACCCCUUCGGCGACCGCGCGCAGUUCGGCGCUCUCUCCUCGGCGGCGCGCCAGAGCUACGCCGCAGACGAGGGCGCACGCGCCUGGGGCGCCAUCGAGACGCGCGACAGGAAGCUGGGCGAGAUGCUGGCGUGGAAGGAACGCGUGGGCAGCGACGCGGCAGACGCCGACGCCAAGCAUCGCUUCUGGACGGACGAGGAGAACAACUCC
Tilletiopsis washingtonensis is the source of this 2102-nucleotide messenger RNA. Its product is annotated as alpha/beta-hydrolase. The transcript is spliced from 3 exons. The record is from RefSeq and is a predicted model, not a curated record. Bases 92 to 1774 code for a protein of 560 amino acids. NCBI's taxonomy places the organism in Eukaryota, Fungi, Basidiomycota, Exobasidiomycetes, Entylomatales.